Molecule: messenger RNA, 4334 nt
Organism: Melanaphis sacchari
Lineage: Eukaryota; Metazoa; Arthropoda; Insecta; Hemiptera; Aphididae
Product: ATPase family AAA domain-containing protein 2-like
Exons: 19
Coding region: 486-4085 (1199 amino acids)
Biological process (GO): positive regulation of transcription by RNA polymerase II
Cellular component (GO): nucleus
Molecular function (GO): chromatin binding; ATP hydrolysis activity; ATP binding
Source: RefSeq, a predicted model, not a curated record
CCCCCCUCCCUCCGGAGACGCAUGUGGACCGUGGUCCACGACUUGUCGUUGUUAUUAUUAUUAUCGGGUAGUGUGUGCGAGUGCGUACGCAAGUGAACGCUACCGAACACAAUAGGCAAUAGUAAAUUGGCGGAAUUUCUCUACUAACGAACACUUGCUUCAGUUUUUAUUUGUUUUUCCUCGUUGUUUGAUUCGUGUCAAAUUUUUACCUAUCUCGAUCUUUUUGCGUCACGUUUAACCAUCGUUAUUUGCAUGGGGUUUUCUGUUUUUUAAAUUGAGUUCUAUUUUUUACGUGUGUUAUCAACGAGGUUGCUGGCCGCUGAGUAAAAUGCACUCGACAUCGUCAUCAUAUCUACCAAAUGUCCGAGUGAUUGUAGAUAGUGCACGGAUUUCUGAAUAAUCACAGCAAAUUGCAAUGUGCAUUGCUAUUAAAUCGUGAAUUGUGACGUUUCUUCGUGUGAUUGCAUUAGUGCAUUUGAUACAUAAUGAGAAACCGAAGUAGAUUUACAAGUCAAUCUGAUCAAUCUGAUGAUCAAAUUUUCACACCAGUGGUUCACACAAGGUCUAAAUUUUCAUCCAUGCAUCAUACACGUGGAAGUAGUGAUCGUCACGAAGGAGAUGAUUCUAACAAUAUAGAAGGAACUAGAAGAAGUACUAGAAAACGAAAAUUAAAAUAUGAAAACUAUAGUGAUACUUGGAUUGUUGGUUCACAAGCACUUAAAGGUUAUCCAAAUAUGGUAAAUGAAGAAGGAGAUGUUGAACGUAGAAUUACCAGAAAUUAUAGAUUGAAACAAGUAGUAGAUGAUGAUGAAGAGGAGGACGAAGAAGAUGAUGAUGCUAAUGUUACUACUGAAGUUAAUGCAGAUAACCAAGAAAAUGAAGAAGAAGAAGUAGAAGAAGAAGGAGAAAAAGAAGAAACCAAUCAUAACUCAUCACAAAGUAAUGGUCCUAAACAUGAAGGUAAACAUGUGUCAAUUUCAACUGAAAAUAAUGAUAGUCGUCCAAGAACAAGGAGAGCUGUAGCUGAAGCUAGUGAUAAAUCUAAUGACCAAAAUGUUGAUAAUGUUGAUUUAUAUACUCGUAUAAAACGUACACGAAAUAAAAAUCAAGCUAAACCUAAUAUUGCCACGGAACAAAGCAGUGAUGAAUCCAUGAGUUCUGAAGAAUUAAAUAACUUGAAUAUUGAAGACUAUUUAACAUCUAUUAAAAAGUUAAAUGGCAAAAAAAAAAGAAGGACUAUAAGAUUAAAACAAUGUAGUAUAAGACAAUCCAAUCGACCAAGGUAUUAUAGAUACAGUUUGCGUAAAAUUAAACCUACUGUUCAAAGAUUUCAAAUACAUUCUGAAAAAAAUACAAGAGCUAUAAAAACUCCUUCAAAAAUGGUGAAUGGUCCAAGAAAACGUCGUUCUUCAUCUUCAUCUGAUUCUAGUUCUUCUGGUAUAUCUGAUAAUGAUUUAGAAACAUCUGUCAAUCAAACUCAAGUUAUUAAAAAACCCAAAGGUCACACAAGAGAUGAAAAAAAUAAAAAUAAAACCUCUCUAGAAGAUAUAAAACCAAUUGUAGUUGACAGUGGUAUUGGUUUUCAUAAUAUUGGUGGCUUACAAGAACACAUUGACUGUCUUCGAGAAAUGGUUGUUUUCCCAAUGAUUUAUAGAAAUGUUUUUGAAAUGUUUGAACAACAUCCAGCUAAAGGAGUGAUUUUCCAUGGACCACCUGGAACAGGUAAAACACUGCUUGCCAGAGCAUUAGCCAAUGAAUGUAGUAAAGGUGGACAAAAAGUAUCAUUUUUUGUACGUAAAAGUGCUGAUGUAUUAUGCAAAUGGGUUGGUGAAUCAGAAAGACAACUUAGACUUCUUUUUGAUAAGGCAAAAGAAAUGAAACCUUCUAUUAUAUUCUUUGAUGAACUUGAUGGAUUAGUACCAGUACGUUCAGGAAAACAAGAUCAAGUACAUAAUAGCAUUGUUACCACAAUGUUGGCUAUGAUGGAUGGAUUAGAAAACCGUGGUGAUGUCAUUGUUAUUGGUGCCACAAAUCGUAUUGAUUCUAUUGAUCCUGCUCUUAGGAGACCUGGUCGAUUUGAUAAAGAGCUUUAUUUUCCUCUCCCAACAGAUAAAGAAAGAUUACAAAUAUUACGUAUUGUAACUAGCAAAUGGAAAAAUAUUCCAGAAAAUGAAACAUUAAUAAAAUUAGCUGAAGAAACUGUUGGUUAUACAGGUGCUGAUUUGAAUUCUCUGUGUUCUGAAUCAGUAUUGCAGGCAUUAAAUCGUACAUAUCCACAAAUUUAUAAAACAUCAAAAAGACUACUCUUAGAUUUAGAAAAAAUUCUGGUAAAACUCGAAGAUUUUGAAAAAGCCAUGAGUAAAAUUGUACCAACUACUGAGCGCAACAUUGUACUCAAUCCUAAAAAACUUCCAAGUAUUUACCGUCCAUUAUAUGAAAAUGUUCUGAGUGAUUUUAUAUCCUAUAUAAGUAAAAUCUUUCCAGAACUCAAAUCUCAAUCAAAUCAAAGACUGAGAGUAGCAAAAGCUCCUCGCCUUCUGGUUCACAGUUUAUCGGAUUCAAAAAAUGUUUUGGUUGUUCCAGCGCUUCUACAGCAUUUUGAAAAUUGUUAUAGACAUACAUUAAGCUGUACAACAUUACAUAGCAAUUCAGUAUAUUCUCCCGAAGAAGCUAUUGUACAAAUUUUUAAAGAACUUCCUAAACAUCUUCCUGCAAUUUUAUUUAUUCCAAAUAUCGGUGAAUUUUGGUCCAGUUUAACAUAUUCUUUACAAAAAUUGUUCUUAGAAUUAUUGGAAUCAUUAGAUAUUACUCUUCCUGUGUUCAUAUUUGCAACAUCAUCUUAUGAUUUCAAAGAUUUGCCAAAAGAAAUAUCAUACAUAUUUUCUGGUGAUAAAAGAAAAUAUACUAUUCCCAAUCCAUCAUUAAAGGCUGUAGAAUCGUUAUUCUAUCUAUUACUUGAUAAAGCCCUUACACCACCUAUUGUAAUUAAUGAACAAUCAUUAGAAGAAUUACCUAUAGCUCCUUUACCUAGUCCUCCAAAAUUAAGUGAAUCCGAAUUAAAAAAUAUUAUUUGUCAAGAAGAAAAUACAUUAAGAGAACUUAGAAUAUUUUUACGAGACAUUUGUGCCAAACUUGCUCGCAAUAAACAAUUUUUCAUGUUUACAAAGCCAGUUGACAUAGAAGAAGUACCUGAUUAUUUAGAUAUUAUCAAGGAACCUAUGGACUUAGAAACUCUUAUGAGUAAAAUUGAUAAACAUAGUUACAUUUGUGCCAGAGACUUUUUAGAUGAUAUUGAUCUUAUUGUAAGAAAUGCAUUGGAAUAUAACCCAGAUAAAAGUGCAGAAGAUAAACAUAUUAGACAUAGAGCUUGUUCUUUAAGAGAUAAAGCAUAUGCUUUUAUCAAAGCAGAAAUGGACUCUGAUUUUGAAGAUACUUGUCGAGAUAUCAGAGAUAAACGCAAAAAGCGUAAUGCUACUGAGAUUGAACAAACUUGUGUUCCUGAUUUCGUACAUACAAUAAAAAAAGAACAUCAGAUGGUAGAUAAAGAUGAUCAUAAUGAAGAUAAUAACAGUAGGAAGAAAAAACGUCGUAAUAUGUGGCAAAAAGGUUUAACCCCUAAAAAGAAAAAAUACUCUAAACAUUUCAAGGAUCAUGAUGACAAUACAGUUAAUGAGAAUACUAGUAAUCACACAGUUAAUGGAAUUGAAAGUCUUAACGGAGCUGAUGAAAGUAGUAAUGAUAGCAAUCAUUCUUUGGUGUGGGUAGACCGGUCAACUUCACCCAGUCCUACUCCUAAUGAAAGUAACCAAUUAGAGUUAUCAUUACCAGUCGUUACCAAACAAGAACUUAAAAUUGAUAAAAACCUAUUUAGUGCAUUCAUAUGUAAAGAUAUUAUGACAUUUUGGGAAGAAAUAGACAAUUAUAAUAUUGAUGAUGGAAUUAUUGAUUUGUUUUCAUUACUCGAUAAUAAAAUUAGUCAAUAUUUACAAAUAUGGGAUCGAUCCACCCUAGUUACGGAGUUAAAGGCAGAAUUUGAAGAAUUUAAACUUCAAUACAUUAAAGAUCUUGAAGAAAAGAAUUCAUAAAUAUAUUUUACAUCUUUCUGUACCAAACUGCCAAAGACAUUUUUAGUUGAACAUCUUAUUACAUGGUAAAUUAUGGUAAAUAAGUAUAUAUUUGAACUGUAUUAAUUUUUUGUUGGUCCUGAAUCAGUUUUAUACUGCCAUUUUAUUUUUAAUUUAUCUGAUUAUUAUUAUUUUUAUUUUUUUUAUUGAAAUAUUAAAUUUCAUGUUUCCAUAAAUAUAAGCUUGUAACUAAAAUGUUGUUGUAAUCUU